Messenger RNA from Drosophila obscura, 759 nucleotides. RefSeq lists its product as uncharacterized. Gene Ontology annotation, biological process: autophagy. The transcript is spliced from 2 exons. Lineage: Eukaryota; Metazoa; Arthropoda; Insecta; Diptera; Drosophilidae. The coding region runs from base 84 to 710 and encodes 208 amino acids. The record is from RefSeq and is a predicted model, not a curated record.
AUUAUCUAAAACAUCGAUAGCAGUAACAGGGUUGCCAAGUCUACUACAUCUGCUGCUGCGCAGAAAUAAACAAAAUAGAAAACAUGGAUUGUGCACCGCUGAAUUUGGCGCAUUUCCAUGAACGCCGCUCCGAGCGUUUUAUUCGCAAUCAUCGCUAUGAAGACGCCAUUAAGGCUUUGGAAACGUCGCUAAUCUACAUGCAGGACGCUCAUAAGCGAGUCGCCCUGCCCAAAUCGAAGGAAGUGCUCGACACCCUGACGCUUGACUUUCAGCGAAAGCUGCGACAGAUUGAAAUGCGGAAAACGCAGCACGGGCUGACUAAAGUAAAGGAUUUUGUGCCACUGAAAGAGGCGUGCCCAAUGAUGCCUUUGCGGCAGGAAAACAGCGGCGGCGGCACAUCUUCAGCCCAAUCAGUUGCAAAGGCUAUUGACAAAACAGUGCAGGAAUUCGAUGCCAAGUUCAGUUCAACGGUAACAACCAAAUCUUCGACAGGGGACUGUGAGCCCCAAAUGGAGAUGCUGUCCAGAAGUGAUCCCCAGAGAUCUGGACUUGAAGAUCAAUGCCAGAGCAGACUGGAGCGAUCCGAUGAUCUGGAUAUGCCUUCACUGGCACCCCUAGAGCUGCCCUUGUUCGAUUACAGCAUGUUUUGCAGCUCCUCGGCUCCAUCGUUGGUCAGCUAUGCGGGCAUGGCCGAGAGCUUUCAGAAAUAGAUUCAAUUAUGUGAUAAUUAUAAUUAUAAUAUUAAUUUUUAAUGUUCUA